This is a messenger RNA of Closterium sp. NIES-65, 2094 nucleotides long. Lineage: Eukaryota; Viridiplantae; Streptophyta; Zygnematophyceae; Desmidiales; Closteriaceae. The record is from the annotation of a GenBank genome assembly.
AUGGGUUCAGCUACAGCCAGCUAUCCAGCUGUUCCCAAGUCAGACGCGCCACUACGCAGGGUGAAGUCGUUUACUCGAGACACAACUUCCCCCACUUCUUCACGCAUGCGACUGGGAUGUGGUCUCAUGGCGUGCGUUCUGCUUAUACCUUUGUUCCUCUGGGCCACUUUCUCAAACUCCCCGUCAACAAUUCAAGACAUCACAACCACCGUCGUGACGUAUUCGAUUGGUUCAGAGGGUGGCGGUCCAACAGCACGCAUUGCAGCAGAGCAAUUGCAACCGCGCGCGGGCGUUCUUCAAAUCGAGGAGGUGGUCAGCCUAUCAGAGCCCCGGGGAGGUUUUCCAAAGCAGGCGGAUGUAUCUCAGGCCGAACAGGCGGUCGUGAAGCAGGAAACAGACGGUACGGACGAAUUCGCCGGCGACGUAGGAAGCUCUGCGAUGAAUGACGGCAACAAUUUGUCGGUCGGGGAAGCAUCGUCGCCGGCGCGAAAGGAGGAUGAAACGAAGGCCGUGGUGGAGGAGGAGUCAGAGAGCCCCUCGCUCUCGUUGGAUCAGAACGGGUCAGACGGCGAUAGGGGUAAGAAGCAGAAAUGGCAGGUGAAGGACGAGACCGAAUUGAACGAUCGCGAGCGGCACACAGCGGCGACGGCUCGCGGGACGGCGGCGCUGAAGACCAGUGGCGUGGCGGUAGCGGCGGCGGCAGAUCAGGUGCCGGCGGCGAAGCGCGAGUCGUACAUGGCCAUGAUGGCGGACCUCGUGACGCAGGUCGCCGCUGUGCUGCCGGACGCCACGCGGCGCGACAACGCACAGCUCGUCAAGCACGUGCGCGCUGCGCUAGAGCGCGCGGAGCCGCUGGUGGAGGCAUGGAAAAGCGCGCGGGCGUGGGGCGGCGAGGAGAAGGCGAUCGGGGUGAUCAAACUGCUGGAAUCCCUGAGGGCGCGCGCUCAGGAGUGGCGUAGCACGCUGACGCUGAUCGAACGGCUGAGAGGCGAGGUGGAUAAGAUGAAGACGAAGCUAAAAGCCGUGAGCAAGGAGCGCAACAAGCUGGACCUCGCUGCCGCCAAGGCGCUCCCUAAAGCGCUGCACUGCCUCAACCUCAGACUCGCCGUGGCGUAUGGCAGCAACGAGCACAUCAAGGAGGUCACAAGGGCGCGAGAGAGCAAGCAGGCGAGGAGGUUCGAGGACCCGUCGCUGUACCACUAUGCACUCUUCUCGGAUAACGUGCUCGCCGUGUCGGUCGUCGUCAACUCCACUCUGCAAAACGCCAAAAACCCAGAAAAGCAUGUGUUCCACGUGGUGACAGACGAGAUGAAUCUGCCAGCCAUGCGAGCGUGGUUCGCGCUGCACCCGCCAGGCAAGAUGGCUCUGGAGAUCAAGGCCGUGGAGCACUACUCGUUCCUCAACGCCUCCUACUGCCCCGUGCUGCAGCAACUGCAGGCAACAAGCCUCAAGGCCUUCUACUUCUCGCAGCAGGCAGCUGAAGACAAGAAGCACGUUUCUGGAGGGGCGUCCGCGGAGGCAACAGCAGGCCCAACGCAGCUAAAGUUCAAGAACCCCAAGUACCUCUCCAUGCUCAACCACCUGCGCUUCUACCUGCCCGAGAUGUACCCAACGCUCAACCGAGUGGUGUUCCUGGACGACGAUAUCGUGAUGCAGAGGGACCUUGCGCCGCUCUUCACACUGCCCCUGCACGGCAACGUGAACAGCGCUGUGUUCACGUGUGUGGGCGACUUCCACCGCCUCUUCAAGUACCUCAACUUUUCACACCCCUACAUCAAGGAACACUUCGACCCCAACGCCUGUGGCUGGGCGUACGGCAUGAACGUGUUUGACCUGCAGGCCUGGCGGCUCCACAACCUCACUGCUGUCUACCACAAGUACCAGACCAUGAAUGCGGACCGGUCGCUGUGGCAGCUGGGGACGCUGCCCCCGGGGCUCAUGACGUUCUACAACCGCACGCAGGCGCUGGACGCGCACUGGCAUGUGCUGGGCCUGGGGUACAACAAGGACGUGCCCUUAGAGGACGUGCAGAAGGCCGCUGUUGUGCACUACAAUGGCAACUGGGUGAGAUGGGCUCUUAAUCUCGUGCCAUGA